CGGUUAAAAUGACGCCUGUAUCCUCUCUAUACCUUGGUAAACCUCAAGUUGAAAUACUAGUAAGCUGAGCUCAAUCUCCUGCGGCUCGAUCUGUCUCUCCCCGCCGACGCCAUGACCGACCGUGACCGAGUUCGCGAUCGAGACCGAGAUAGAGACCGCGAAAGAGAAAGAGACAAGGAUAGAUACAGAGAUAGAGACAGAGACAGAGACAGGGAGCGAGAUAGAGAUCGGAAAAGAGACCGUGAUGAACGCGAACGCGACCGAGACCGGAAAGAAGGGGAGCGCAGCAAGCGGUCUCCUUCUCCUCCCCGUUCGCGUUCAUAUACACCUGACCGUGUCCGAUCCCGGAGAGCCCGUUCCCGCACUCGCUCCCCGUCAACCGACCGCCACCGUCACCGCCAUCGUUCCCCGUCUCGUUCGCGCUCUCCUGACCGUCACCACCGAAGCCGGAAUCACCACCGCCACCGCACUCCUUCCCCCGAAAGCCCUCCCAGAAAACGCCACAAGGAGGAGGGUGAAAAGGAUAGGGAUAGGCAGCGGGACAGGCAGAGGGCCGUUUCGGAUUUCGUUGAUGGAAUUGCAAAGGAGCAUAAGCAGAAGCAGGAUGGAGAGGGCGGCGCAGCUGCGGAAGGGAGUGCAGAGAUGAUUGAUGAGGACGAGCUUGAGAUGAUGAAGAAAUUAGGUAUUCCUGUAGGGUUUGAUUCGACUAAGGGAAAGCCGGUUGCCGGGAACGAUGUGGGCGCUGUGAGGAAAGUGACCAAAAGGCAGCCUCGACAGUACAUGAACCGGCGUGGAGGGUUCAAUCGACCCUUGCCUGCUGAAAUCAAUCGCUAAUACUCAGAUCGGUCUCCAUUUUUGGCAGCUAGGGUCAGUCAAUUGAGGUGUGGACACCUUUGAGAGAAGUGUAAGAUUUGAUGAAUUUAGUUGCUGGAGGUGGUUGUAUUUGUACUAUAUUUUCCUCCAACACCAUCCACUGCUUACUUUGGUCAAGCAUGAGCAGACAGAUGUUACAUAGUAUAUUGCAUUCUGGCCAUAUUCUUAUAUCAUCUGGAUUGUCGUUUGCUUUAUAUAAUGUGCUCCUUAAAAUACUCUGCAAUGGAUUAGACUUGACUUGUUCUUCCCUACGCAACCACAUUGUUAGCA
Messenger RNA from Ipomoea triloba (trilobed morning glory), 1143 nucleotides. RefSeq names its product U4/U6.U5 small nuclear ribonucleoprotein 27 kDa protein. Gene Ontology annotation, biological process: RNA splicing. The record is from RefSeq and is a predicted model, not a curated record. Gene Ontology annotation, cellular component: precatalytic spliceosome. NCBI's taxonomy places the organism in Eukaryota, Viridiplantae, Streptophyta, Magnoliopsida, Solanales, Convolvulaceae. The transcript is spliced from 2 exons. The coding region runs from base 112 to 834 and encodes 240 amino acids.